GUACCGGCAGGCACCAAACGACGCCCUCGCGAGGAGGAGACUCUGAGAGCGAUCGCCAAUGGCGUCUCUAUGGCCUUUGAUGGAGCUUCUCAUCUAUCUCCUUCUCGUUGUAGCUUUUUUAUUACUCUCCGUCAUCCUCUUCGAAGCUAAUAGAAGAAGGCUUAACCACUCCCACGUUGAAGCUUCUGCGGUCUUUCUGGAUCCUAUUACGUCCACGCAGGUUUCUUGUCCUUCCAUCUUCGAUCCGGCUGAGAAGUAUAUUUCUUUGAUUAUUCCUGCAUAUAAUGAAGAGCAGAGGCUUCCCGGUGCUCUGCAAGAAACCAUUGAUUAUCUUCAAGAACGUGCAACAAAGGAUAAUUCAUUCUCAUAUGAGGUGGUUAUUGUUGAUGAUGGAAGCAUUGAUGGGACUAAAAGAGUAGGUUGGGAAUUUUCCAAGAAGUUCUCAGUUGACAAUGUGAGGGUUAUUCUUCUUGGAAAAAAUCAUGGGAAGGGAGAAGCUAUUAGAAAAGGGAUGUUGCAUUCACGUGGUGAAUUACUUUUAAUGUUGGAUGCUGAUGGAGCAACCAAAGUUACCGACCUAGAAAAACUUGAAAAUCAGAUCCAUGCCUUUUCCAAAAAGGAAUCUAUGGGUUCUAAUUUUAGUGUUUCUGAUAUCCCUGUUGCUGCUUUUGGUUCUCGUGCCCAUUUGGAGGAAAAGGCUCUGGCUACAAGAAAGGCGUACCGUAAUUUCUUGAUGAAGGGUUUCCAUCUUGUGGUUCUUUUAACUGCCGGUCCUGGAAUCCGUGAUACUCAGUGUGGUUUCAAGAUGUUUACCAGAUCUGCAGCUAGAAAGCUUUUCACAAAUAUUCGUUUGAAAAGGGAGGAGAUAAAGUGUUGUCCUUCAUCCCUCAACUAUGACAGAAUAUCAAACCGUACAUUUGGGCUUUGAAGGAAAAGACAUAAAUGACGUUCAAUUUUUGGCCAAAAGACAUACCAUCACAUUGAGUCAUUGGCAGAAAAAUAAUGAUAACAUUUUAGUCUCUCUCUAUGACAUUCAUCUAAUGCAAAUACUUUUCUUUCCCUCCAUUUGUUCCAUUACUGUAAUGCUAAUCUGUAUUGUAUUUGGGCAUGCGCCUCGGCUCAAGCCUCAAGUCUGACUCGCCUUGAAACAGCAAGGCUCACAAAAUAAGGCUAAGAAACUAGAGUAUUUUUUAAGCCAAAAUGCUCAAAGUUCAAAGACUAAAUGCAAAAUUUGUGUUUAGGAGUCUCUUUUUUCAUAUUUGUUCUCGAAUUUAUGUAGUGCUUCUUCAAUGUAUAGUGCGGUUUACAAAA
This is a messenger RNA of Cucumis sativus (cucumber), 1311 nucleotides long. RefSeq names its product dolichyl-phosphate beta-glucosyltransferase. Gene Ontology annotation, cellular component: endoplasmic reticulum membrane. The coding region runs from base 59 to 928 and encodes 289 amino acids. The record is from RefSeq and is a predicted model, not a curated record. NCBI's taxonomy places the organism in Eukaryota, Viridiplantae, Streptophyta, Magnoliopsida, Cucurbitales, Cucurbitaceae. The transcript is spliced from 10 exons.